GUGUGACCUGAGCCGCUAUAAGCGAGCUGUUGGUCUGAUCCAGGUUACAGCGUGACAAGAUGGGAAAGAUCGAAGAGGUUAUCCCAGACGAAGAGAUCGAGCGUCUCGCGCAGCAAAGUGGAAUUUACGAGCGGUUGCCUGCCGACUUUGUCCCGUUCAAGCCGGGGGUCGAGCAGCGACAGACUGCGCAAGCGCACGCCUGGGCCAACUAUUCUGACUCUGAAGAGGACGAACCUGACGACGAUUCGGAUUCCGGAGAUGACGGCGAGGAUGACUAUGGCGCAGAUGAAUACUCGGUUCAGGGUACGAGCGCGCAGCAAGUCAUGGAGGAUGCGAAUCGAGAUGGCAUGAACCCACAAGUGGAGGAGGCAUUUGAUGUCAUUAUUUGGACCAUGCCAUUUGGGUUCCUGUUCUUGCUGCUAGAUAUCAUGAUACAGCAGCAGUACGCACAGCAUCCGAGUUUCCUGGGUGAAAUGACGAAGAUGCUCGCAAAUGUGCCGAUACUCGGAACUUUCGUAUAUAUUACAAUGCCCAAGAAGGGGAAGGAUCAGCCUUUGCUUCAAGCAGGUUUGUUCCUGGUCGGAAUCCUCAGCGGCUGCUCCUUUUUGUGGGUCAUGGCCAAGUCGGACUGGGAAGUUGUCAUGCGCCGGACGCCGCCGUUGGGCACCGUGUGGGUCUACUCUAUCGUCCGACUUCAUCUCUUCCCCGCCUGUGUCAGCUUGGCUAUAGUCGCAGCCUUCGUGAGGUUCGCCGAUUUGAAUCUUAGGAUCUUCAACAUGUAG
Tilletiaria anomala UBC 951 is the source of this 782-nucleotide messenger RNA. RefSeq lists its product as uncharacterized. The transcript is spliced from 4 exons. Lineage: Eukaryota; Fungi; Basidiomycota; Exobasidiomycetes; Georgefischeriales; Tilletiariaceae. The coding region runs from base 60 to 782 and encodes 240 amino acids. The record is from RefSeq and is a predicted model, not a curated record.